Molecule: messenger RNA, 6455 nt
Organism: Aphis gossypii (cotton aphid)
Lineage: Eukaryota; Metazoa; Arthropoda; Insecta; Hemiptera; Aphididae
Gene: Abl
Product: tyrosine-protein kinase Abl
Exons: 13
Coding region: 464-4213 (1249 amino acids)
Biological process (GO): protein phosphorylation
Molecular function (GO): protein binding; non-membrane spanning protein tyrosine kinase activity; ATP binding
Source: RefSeq, a predicted model, not a curated record
GGGUGUUACGGCGAUAAGCGAUAAGCGAGAAAACUGGAGAAGAAAAUCAGACACCGUACAUCACCGUAAACGAACUCGGGUGUCGAGUGAUGAGCAGUUGACUCCCGAAGACCGACGUUCAACAAAUAAUAACAAUAACAACGAUAAUAAUAGUAACGACGAGCAGCAGUAGUGAAAAUAAUUAGUAAUAAGUCCGUCAGUUCGCCGCGGGUUUUCUCGCGCAAGUUGCCGUCGUCGCUGCUUUCUCAGCCGACUGCCGAGUCAAGUCGGCUCGGAAGUUGCGUUCGUGCGUAUUGUGCGCUGUCUGCGCCCGUCCUGUUUCGGUUUUCAGUGUUUUUACGGCAAUGCGCCCCUCCGGCAAAUCACUGUUUAGUCAACGUUCGCUCAGAGGUGUUCUCCUAUGCGAGUCCGCCACCGUCGCAGAUUGAACGCCGUCCAUCUGUCCGGGUAAUGGUCUCUAAUCAUGGGCGCGCAGCAGACCAAGGAUCGCGCCCUGACCUCGGGAUCGCUGACCGUGCGCAGCAUCAGGUCCAAACCUCGGUUUUCCAACGUCAAAGACGGCAAGAAUCAAGGACUCAACAUAUUCACCGAACACAGUGAAGCAUUAUUACAAAGUCGCCCUUUACCUCACAUACCAGAUCUUCCUGAUGGCGAUCCUCCUGGGACCAUUCCUUCAGGUGGUGGGAGUUCUGGCGGUUCAAUUGGUGGAACAAUUUCAAGCAAUUUAGAAUCUUCAAUUCGGUGGACAUCAAAAGAAAACUUAUUGCAAUCCCAAGAAGAUGAUGAUCCACAGUUAUUUGUUGCUUUAUAUGAUUUUCAAGCAGGCGGUGACAACCAACUCAGUCUUAAAAAAGGAGAACAAGUUCGUAUUUUAUCUUAUAACAAGAGUGGUGAAUGGUGUGAAGCACAUGCAUCACCAGGACAAGUUGGAUGGGUACCGUCAAAUUAUGUUACACCUGUUAAUUCAUUGGAGAAACAUUCUUGGUAUCAUGGUCCUAUAUCAAGAAAUGCUGCUGAAUAUCUGCUUAGUUCAGGAAUAAACGGAAGUUUUUUAGUUCGGGAGAGCGAAAGUUCUCCAGGUCAAAGAUCCAUUUCAUUACGAUAUGAAGGACGUGUUUACCAUUAUCGUAUUAAUGAAGAUACCUCUGAUGGAAAAGUAUAUGUGACCACUGAGAGUCGUUUUAACACCCUUGCUGAAUUAGUUCAUCAUCAUUCAAUGCAUUCUGAUGGUCUUAUUACUCAACUUUUGUAUCCAGCUCCUAAACAUAACAAACCUACAGUAUUUGCACUUAGUCCUGAACCUGAUGAGUGGGAAAUUAAUCGGACAGAUAUUGUUAUGAGACACAAACUUGGUGGAGGACAAUAUGGUGAUGUUUAUGAAGCUGUUUGGAAACGAUAUAAUAUGACUGUUGCAGUUAAAACCUUAAAGGAAGACACAAUGGCACUCAAAGAUUUUUUAGAAGAAGCAGCUAUUAUGAAGGAAAUGAAACAUCCAAAUUUAGUUCAAUUACUGGGGGUUUGUACUAGAGAACCACCAUUUUACAUAAUAACAGAAUUUAUGAGUAAAGGAAAUCUGUUGGAUUAUUUACGGCAAGGCAAUAGGGAAAAUAUUAAUGCGGUUGUGCUUAUGUAUAUGGCUACUCAAAUAGCUAGUGCAAUGAGUUAUUUAGAAAGUCGCAUGUUUAUUCAUAGGGAUUUGGCUGCACGUAAUUGUCUUGUUGGGGAAAAUCACCUUGUCAAAGUUGCUGAUUUUGGUCUGGCCCGAUUAAUGCGUGAUGAUACAUACACAGCACAUGCAGGUGCAAAAUUUCCUAUAAAGUGGACUGCUCCUGAAGGCUUAGCUUAUAACAAAUUUUCAACCAAAUCUGAUGUGUGGGCGUUUGGUGUUUUACUAUGGGAAAUUGCAACAUAUGGUAUGUCACCAUAUCCUGGAGUUGAUCUAACCGAUGUUUACCAUAUGCUGGAAAAAGGAUACAGAAUGGAUUGUCCACCUGGAUGUCCACCAAAUAUAUAUCAACUAAUGAAACAAUGCUGGCAGUGGGCUCCAAACGAGAGGCCAACUUUUAAAGAAAUUCAUCAUGCAUUGGAAAAUAUGUUUCAAGAAUCAAAUAUUAUUGAAGAGGUGGAAAAACAAUUACAAGGAAGUUCAACACCCCAACUAUCACAUAAAAAGUCUCACGGUAAUAAUUCAAAUAUCAUGGGUACCUCUUUGGAAUCUAACGAAGCAAUUACACAAGUUGAACGUAAUUUAUCUACAUUUGGUGGACCAGUGGUAAAAGGAAGCCUUGUGCAAUUACGACGCCCAACAAAUAAACGUGGAAAAACAGCACCGGCACCACCGAAACGUACCAGUUUGCUGUCAUCAUGCAGUUCAUUUAGGGAUUCACAUUAUGGUGGUCCAGUAAUGGCUGAUCAAAAUGAUGCAGCUAUGUCUCUUCCUCCUCAACACUUUUUCGAAGACAACUUUCCACCAAACGGAAUUACCAAAGAGUUGCACAAUGUUGUUAACAGCCUCGCCGAUAGCGAUGGUGCCAGUGAAGAAAGCGCCGAACCAGUAGAAACAGAAAACGAGUGUACCCACAUACCGCAGCUGAAUCGAGUCCACCGCGGUUCCCUCACCAAAAAGACGUCCAAACACCAAGCGUCACACCCACUAUACCAAAGAGAUACUGGGAACUUAGACACGCCGAAGGUCGCAGCGCUGGAAGUGCAGAACGUGAAGCGCGCCAUCAACCGCUACGGCACGUUGCCAAAGGGGGCGCGUAUCGGCGCGUACCUAGAGUCAUUGAGACAUGGCAACGGCGAGUCGGCCGAGACGGGCACCACCAAACCGCCAGCUAGUCUGCACCGCAGUACUAACUUGCCGUUACGUCGGCCUUUCCAACAACCAGGUAAUAUGACUAGGAGUAACUCGUCGACAAAUUUUCAGCCCUCUUCGCCGCGGACCGUCCGCGCCCAACCGACUGCACCGCCGAAUCUCGCGGAUCUCGAAUUCCCUCCGCCGCCGCCUCCCGAAGACCUCGACCACGAGGAGAUGUCCACGUUCCGGUUUGGCGUGAGUCUCAGACAUCGAGAACCGUCGACGGAUUCGUGCAACAGUGCCAAAUCGGAACCGGCCAGACUGAAGUGCGUCGCGGCACGCAAGGACAGACUGCAUCCGGCCGAGCAAAACAACAAACCUGGGGCGGGACCCGUCGUCGAUCCGUCGCCCGUGUUGUCGAAAAAGAACAUUGCGGUCGCCGAAGUGUCACCGUCAUCGGACGAAGACAACACUGCCGCCAAAAACGUGAAAAGUCUCGUGCCGGACAUCAUGAAAGAAAUGAUGGAACUAAAACAUCAAUCCGCGGCCGGCGACAAGAAGACGACCUGCACGAUGGGCGACGGUGGCGCCGUGGGCAAGGAAGAUCAGCAACAGCGGCCUACGUCUCCGGUCGAUUUCAAAACGAGCCUCAGAAAGGUGAGCGCUAAGGACGACCGCGAUCAAUAUCAACUCCUUCAUCAAAAUCAUCAGCAACAACAGCAACAGUUGCAGCGCAUCGACAACAACAUCGCAGAAAUCAAAUCGCAAUUGAAAAAAGUGAAAAUCGACGAGAAAAAAGACGUCGGCGAUUUGGUCGAAUCUACCGGCGACGGCGGCGAUGGCGGUGACGACAAGAGGCGAAGCACAGGCAGCAUAAGCAGCUUGAAGAAACUCUGGGAGGGCGAGAGCCCGCCGUCGGAAGUGGCGGUGGCGGUUACGGCGAAGGAGAGACGGGUUUGGCCGCCCCCACACGACGACAACCGACCGGCCGUGCCCGUCAAGCCGUCGUCGGCGGCGGCCGCAGCUGCCGCCGCCGCCGCCACCAAGUCGUCCAACAAAUCCAACGCGAUAUACGCGACCCCGGGCGCCGUUUCCCCGUCCAACAUCGUCGAACAGUGGCAGACGGUGGACAACAGUCUGCGGGCCCUGCGCGCCGCGCCCGCCGUCACGUCGGCCGGCUGGCUGUCGCUGUCCGACAAGGUGGGCGGCUUCCACUCGUCGUGCCUCAACUACGCCGACACCGCGGCCCCGCCGAACCUCAGGUUCCAUCUGCGCGAGCUGCUUAACAGGUUGGAAUCGCAGUCUCGGCAGAUGCGGUCCGCGGGCGGUGGCCGUCAGCAGGCCGACCACUCGACCAUAUUCCAAACGUUGGACGGCACCCUCAAAGACAUACUCAACGUCAUACAGAGAUAAAAUUCGCCGGCCCGCCGCCACUGUCGAGUGUAGUACGAAUACACAAACACUUACCUUACUACCUAUUUUAUAAUAUAUUUUACUAUCAUAUGAAUAUUAUUAUGUAUUAUACGCUUGCUCUGCGAAUACCGCCUUGACGCCGUGGUGUCACAUUCCUUUAACGAUAUAUAUUCUAUACGAAAUUAUUUAUUAUUUUUUAUUAUUAUGGUUAUUAUUAUUAUUAUAAUUAUUUUGAGUUUUGACUGUACAGACUUUAUAUACUUUCUCUUAUAAUAAUAUUGGAACACAACAAAAUAAGUGUAUACUUAAAAAUUAGCAUUAUAUAUAUACGUACAUACUUUGUGCAAUGUGUGUGACUUCGAUGUUGAUAAAUUUGUCGUUUUUUUCGUUUUUUUUUUCAUUGUUACGUUUUACAAUAACGUUUCGAGGUAAACUCUCAUUUUCACUAUUGUGAAAUUAUUCAUAUUUCUCUGUUUUUCUCGAUUAUUGAUCUGACCGGUUUUAGAUUAAUUGAUGAGCGAACGUUUAUUAAAUACUUUUAUUCUUUACAUCAAGUCGUAGUUGUUCCCGUCUGUUGUAAAGCACCAGUAAAAACAAAAAUAUUUCGGUUCCACUACUAUAUCUUUGCGCUUUUUCGUGCAGUUGAUUAGGACGAGACUUACCUUUCGUAAUUAUCAAGUGCUCAGUUUUUCCGUAAAAAAAGUAACUAACGCUUAUACCUAUUUCGUCAUUAUAUACAAAUUAUAUAGAAAAUAUGUAUUAUACUGGUAUAUAUGCUAGUAUGUAUAUUAUAUACACAUUUUAUAUUAAUGAAAUCAUUCCAAGUGUUGUGCAGCAAAAAUGAGACGUCGGCUCUUUAUCUAAUCUUUCGGUAAAUAUAUUCCGUCAUUCGAACUGCUUAUAAAAGGUAUAUACGAGAGAUCCUCGUAAGAAAUAAAAAAUAAUAUGUUAAUUAUAAUAAUUAAUUAUAAAACCAUUACAUGUAAAUGUUGUUAACGCUUUUAAUUUGUUUUUAGAAGUGUUCCCGCAACAUAAUUGUCAUUUUUUCUUUGGACCCAUGGGUUUAUUCAUAUUAUGAAAACAUAUUCGUACUAUAUUUAUUAUGAACACCAGUAGAAUAUUAUUUAAGUCCCGAACGAGUAUUUGUACUCUACUUAAAUUGGUUUUUACUUACUUGCGCGUCGACAGAGAUUUAUGUGAGCAGUAAGGUCGGCACACAAAGAUUAUUAUACCUAUUUGUUUUUUGUUUUUAUGUGUUUGGUCUCUACUUAUUUUAUUCUGAACGACCGAUAACUUGCACGUUUGGAUGUGUGUGUAUGUGUAUGUGUGUGUGUUUGAGUUUAUUUCGUAGCUAUUUUUUUAUUUAUAUUUCUACCUAAAGAAUUAAACUGCCCAUAUUUUGUUGCUCAAUGAUUUGUUAAUUUUUACCAUACCCGUAAGAUGAUUACGCCACGAUGUCGAUUUUAUACCCUCUGUGUUUUUUAUGCGUAUAAUUAUUAUUAUUAUUAUUAUUAUUAAUUACAUAUUUAAAUCCACCUCACUUCCUUGUUUUCCCUUCUUGUUCGAUACAUGUAUCGUUAAUGAAUCGUACGCCUACAUCUUAUUGUAAAAAUGCGGUUUUUGAGUCUUUGAUCAAUGUAAUCUUUAAUUCAAUUAUAUAUAUAUAUAAAAAAAAAAAAAAAAUUGAAAAGACUGAAAUGAUUUUGUCCACUGGUAGGCCUUUAUAAAUUAUUAAUAUUGCGAUAGCUAUAUAUAUGUUAAUCGCAAUAUUAUGUGUGUAAGAGAGAAAAAAAAAUUAUCUUUAAAUAUAUUAUGUAGAUCUACGUACCUAAUCAUAUAACUUAUAUAUAUUAUGUCUAUAUAAUAAAAAUAAAAAUGUUUCAUUUUAAAAUACUGAUCUAGUCUUUAUAUAGUUGUAGGUUAUUUUUUUCGUAUCAAAAAUGCACGUUAUACCUAAAUAUUAUAUUAUUUUCUAAUUUCUAUUAAUGAAUCUUACAAUGUGUACUGUUUUUGCGCUCCGACUGUCUUGAUAUGAGUCUUACAUCUAUUAUUAUACUAGAUAUUUAGAACUUACUGCGCGGAAGCGAAUGUAAAACUUUAUUACAACGAUAUUAUUUUAUUUUAUAAAUCAAUAAUGUAUGUUAAUAUAAUAUAUAUAUUAAAAAAAUAAUAGUGAGUACUAUAAAAUAUACUAUUGACAAUGUUACGAUUAGAAAUAAAUGUAAUUUUUAUAAUAUUUAAA